Messenger RNA from Macrobrachium nipponense, 2861 nucleotides. RefSeq names its product medium-chain acyl-CoA ligase ACSF2, mitochondrial-like (gene Acsf2). The coding region runs from base 122 to 1897 and encodes 591 amino acids. Gene Ontology annotation, biological process: fatty acid metabolic process. Gene Ontology annotation, molecular function: medium-chain fatty acid-CoA ligase activity. NCBI's taxonomy places the organism in Eukaryota, Metazoa, Arthropoda, Malacostraca, Decapoda, Palaemonidae. The record is from RefSeq and is a predicted model, not a curated record. The transcript is spliced from 14 exons.
CCGUUAUAGAGGUACCAGAGUCUCACAUCUCUGCGUGAGCCAGCAGAUUAUCGUGUUUACUGAUGGUUAACAAGGUCUUUGGACUUUGGCUGGCUGGUUGGUGCUCUCACUCAGUGUAACAAUGAGUGUGAGAGUGAUAACAACACGAUUUAGUAGGAGGCGAGAUUAUUGCCUCUCGCUGCUGAAAACAUUCGUUAGGCCAAAUGGCACAAAACCUCCGUUGGUCACCAGUUAUACGAGCAGCGUGGGAGACUGGCCCCUGCUCGGAAUUACAAUCGGCCAACUUCUGGAUGUAGCUGAACGCCAGUACGGAGACAGGGAAGCAGUGGUCUCUGUUCAUCAGGGAAUUAGGAAGACAUUCUCGCAGGCCAAUGAAGACGCCAACAGACUAGCUGCCGGAUUCUUAGCCUUGGGCCUCAAGAGAGGUGAGAGACUCGGAAUCUGGGGACAGAACACCUACGAAUGGUACCUGACGCAGUUCGCGGCUGCUAAGGCUGGGCUGAUUCUGGUCAACAUUAAUCCUGCUUACCGACCAAGCGAGCUGCAAUUCUGCCUGAAUAAAGUAGGCGUAAAAGCCAUUGUUUGCGACGAAGCCUUCAAAACGUCCGACUACUACAAGAUGCUGUGUGAUUUGGCCCCAGAGUUACCCGACAGCCGCCCUGGGGAACUGAUGUCCAGAGAGAUUCCUCACUUGAAGCAAGUCAUCAUUAGGACGGAGAAGGACCUCGGAGGCACAUAUAAAUUCGACGACGUACUGGAGGCCGGAGAGAGCACUCAUAUGAGGGACCUGGAAAAGCUGUCUUCUGAUAUCCAGUUCGACGAAUCUUGCAAUAUUCAGUUCACUUCGGGCACAACAGGUAAACCAAAAGGUGCAAUGCUGUCUCAUCACAUGCUAGUCAACAAUGCAUAUGGAAUUGGAAAGCGAAGUGGAUAUGGAGAGAAGGAACAUCGGAUAUGCGUACAGGUGCCCUUGUACCACUGUUUCGGCUGCGUCGCUGGGACCCUGAGUAGCGCGCACUUCGGAGCAACGUGCGUCCUCCCCAGCCUAGGGUUCGAUUCGGACGCCAGUGUGCAGGCGUUGCAGGAUGAGAGAGUCACGUCCUGUUAUGGGACGCCGACGAUGUUCGUCGACGUCCUGAAUUCUCAGCGGAAUAAACCUAGAGUUCUGGGGCAUUUGUUUACGGGCAUCAUGGCAGGGGCACCUUGCCCGCAGGAGCUGGUUGAAUCGGUUAUGAGUGAACUGAAUAUGAAGGACUUCUUGGUGAUGUAUGGCAUGACAGAAACCAGCCCAGUGACCUUCCAGUGUUUUCCAGCAGAUGCCCCAAGUGUUCGUUCAUCCACCAUUGGGUAUCCUUCUGACCACACCGAGGUAAAAGUGGUUGACGAAAAUGGCAGAAUAACCAAAGCUGGAGAUUCUGGUGAACUUUGCAUUCGGGGUUACUGCAAUUUCCUCGGCUACUGGGAUGAUCCGGAAAAAACAAAGGAGAUAAUGUCAGAAGACAGAUGGCUAAAGACUGGAGAUCUGGCUGUCAUCCAGCCCGAUGGCUAUGCAAAGAUAAUCGGCAGAAUCAAAGACAUGAUUAUCCGUGGAGGAGAAAAUCUCUUUCCGGCUGAGAUUGAGAAUUUCCUCAUGCAACAUCCGGAAGUGAUAGAAGCCCAGGUGUUUGGAGUUCCUGAUUCCAGGAUGGGAGAAGAAAUGGCGGCCUGGAUUCGAAGAGCUGACAAUUCUUCCCUUGACGAAAAGGCCUUGAGAGCUUGGUGCAAAGGGAAGAUCGCUCACUUCAAGGUGCCAAGAUACAUCCUUUUCAAGGACGAACUUCCGAGAACAGUGACGGGAAAAAUACAGAAGUUUGUGAUGAGAGACAUUACAAUAGAAGAGUUGAAAUUAAGUUCCUGAUUGGUUAAGUGACAUCGAAGGAAAAAGAUGCGAUAUGAAGUAAGCUUUACGGUUGAGAGUCAUAAAUUGGAGGGAAACUGUUGGGUAGAAUAUUUUAGUGAAGGUCGAAUGUCCGUUAUCCCUUCCUUUGCCCUAUAGACUUAACGAACGAACUAUACUCUGUUUUUUUUUCCAUCUGUCCACCCGCCUGUGGUGUUUGCGUAUGGUAACACUGCGUCCCGGGCUUUAGAUAGUUACGCUAUGUGUAAGUUUUAGAUAAAUAAAAGGAUAUCUGGGUGUACAUUUGCAACUGAAAACUGUUUUAAUAAUUUACUGUAUGCGAAUUAAACCGUUAAUAUUCGAAAUAGGAUAUUAUUAUUGUUGUUGAAUGUAAGCUGAAUGUAACUAUCUAAAGCCCGGGACGCAGUGUUACCAUAAGAAAACACCACAGGCCGGUGGACAGAUGGAAAAAAACCGAGUAUAGUAAUUUAACGUACUUAGUAACUUUAUGGCGCCAACAUUGACUCAAAAUUAGUAUUGUCUCUGAACUAAUAUAAAAUUACAUCGGCACCUGACUAAAAGUCAUAAGACAAAGCUAAAAAAAAUUGCAAUAUACUUACUUGUCUUCGACUGCAUUCAGAGCUGAUAGCAUAUCAUUCAGUUUUCUAGUUAACCUACAAAGUGCGAUACUUUCCCGAUGAACUUUGACUGACUUAUUUAAAUGCCAAGCAAGUUUGCAUUUCAAUAUAUGGACGUUCUUAUUACCUCUUUCCUGUAUGCAUUUUCACUGCUUACCUUAUAUACGUUAAACAGUACCUGAUAUCCCCAGUGCUACAAUAAAUGCUUUUAAGAGGACAAUCUGUCGGCCUCCUGCUUUUAACAGUCUUAUAUGCUUUGCACAUUACAUAUUCUUGAAGUAGAUCCUGACGAAGCUGCAAUUCUUAUUUCCAGCAAAAGGAAAUUGCAAAUAAAAGGUCUUUCAAUA